GUAGAGAGCAAUAGCGACGCCAUAUUGGACGGCCCCGGAGGAAGGGAGGAAGGAGGGCUUCCUGGGCAGCAGAUUACGUUGGAAACUCCAUGUAUGAAAGGACGUGAGGCUGUGGAAAGAUACCUUGGCUGUCCUUCCUCUCUCUUCCAACCUUCUCCACCAUGGACCAAGAUUAUGAAAGACGCCUCCUUCGCCAGAUCAACAUCCAGAAUGAGAACAUGAUGCCUUGCGUAGCAGACAUGAGGAGGACUCUGACCCCUUCCAAUUCUCCCGUCUCCUCUCCUAGUAAGCACGGUGACAGGUUCAUUCCAUCCAGAGCUGGGGCAAACUGGAGCAUCAGCUUCCACAGGAUAAACGAAAAUGAGAAGUCUCCAAGUCAGAACAGGAAAGCAAAAGAUGCCACAUCAGACAACGGCAAAGAUGGCCUCGCUUAUUCAGCCUUGCUGAAGAAUGAGCUUUUAGGAGCUGGUAUUGAGAAAGUGCAAGACCCCCAGACAGAGGACAGACGGCUGCAGCCCUCCACGCCUGAGAAAAAGAGUCUUUUCACGUACUCCCUGACCACAAAGCGCUCCAGCCCAGACGACGGCAACGAGGUCUCGCCAUAUUCGCUCUCCCCUGUCAGCAACAAAAGCCAAAAGUUGCUAAGAUCCCCUCGAAAGCCCACAAGGAAAAUCUCAAAGAUUCCAUUUAAGGUCUUGGACGCUCCAGAGCUGCAGGAUGACUUCUACUUAAACCUGGUGGACUGGUCAUCUCUCAAUGUCCUUAGUGUUGGCCUCGGGACAUGUGUCUACCUCUGGAGUGCCUGUACCAGCCAGGUGACUCGGCUGUGUGACUUGUCCGUGGAAGGAGAUUCUGUCACCUCCGUAGGGUGGUCGGAGCGGGGCAAUUUGGUGGCCGUCGGGACCCACAAGGGCUUUGUCCAGAUCUGGGAUGCCGCGGCAGGGAAGAAGCUCUCCAUGUUGGAGGGUCACACGGCCCGAGUGGGAGCCCUGGCUUGGAACGCGGACCAGCUUUCUUCCGGCAGUCGGGACAGGAUGAUCCUCCAGCGAGACAUCAGGACCCCUCCCUUGCAAUCUGAGCGGCGCCUCCAGGGCCACCGGCAGGAGGUGUGCGGGCUGAAAUGGUCCACAGACCAUCAGUUGCUGGCAUCUGGUGGCAACGACAACAAGCUUCUCGUCUGGAACCACUCCAGCCUGAGCCCUGUCCAGCAGUACACGGAGCAUCUGGCAGCUGUCAAAGCCAUUGCCUGGUCCCCCCACCAGCACGGGCUGCUGGCCUCGGGGGGCGGGACAGCCGACCGCUGCAUACGUUUCUGGAACACAUUAACGGGGCAGCCUCUGCAGUGCAUCGACACCGGGUCGCAAGUGUGUAACCUGGCCUGGUCCAAGCACGCCAACGAGUUGGUGAGCACUCACGGAUACUCACAGAACCAGAUCCUUGUCUGGAAAUACCCGUCCUUGACUCAAGUGGCAAAGCUGACCGGGCACUCGUACAGAGUUCUCUACCUGGCAAUGUCACCCGAUGGAGAAGCCAUAGUUACGGGUGCUGGGGAUGAGACGCUGAGGUUUUGGAAUGUCUUCAGCAAAACCCGCUCGACCAAGGAGUCUGUUUCAGUCCUUAACCUCUUCACCCGGAUACGGUAAAGCCCGCCAAGGGUCUGUGCUUGGGAGAAGGCGGGAGAGGAAACCACUAACGUGAUGUGCAUGGAGCCUGACGUCAUCGUCUGGGGGAGGGGUUGGGGGGAAAUGCUAUGUCAGUCUGUUCAGAAGGUCUUGGAGAUGCUUAUUAAACACCUGAGUAUGAAUGCUACCAGAUGUUAUUUGGGGGGGGGGGGGGGCGGGACUGGAAGCUGCCAAACUUUUUUUUCUUUUAGUCUCGUUUGGGUGAAGGAAACUGUAAAUCUCAUCCUAUUCUUCCUUCCAUGCAAGCAGUUGCCGUGGCUUCAGAUGGAGAAAAGUGUUAAUAUUAUAUAUUUGUGUGUUUGUGUACACACACACUGGACCUUUUUUUUAAAAAAAGAAACCAAGAUCCAGCUUGUUUGCUAGUCUCUGUUGAGGAUAAAGUUAUCAUUACUUUUGUCGGGUGCCUGGCAAGAAAAAGCCAGAUUUUACCUUUUAAAAAAAUGCAAAGAGCGUUGAGUGGUUGAGGGGGCAGACCAAGAAGAUACGGACACCUCUUUGGCUCUGCACCAGUGAGCGUAGUUCUGACAAUGGGUUCACUGCUGAGCUGGCUACCGGCAGGGGCACCAGAGCGUCACCCGUGUCAGGGAAGAUCUUAAAGGGAAGAGGGAAUGCCUCCAGCUGUCUGGGCACAGGGAGAUAAAUGACUGGAAUUUCUUGUCCCAAAAUGACCAACGCUCAGCCUUUUUGCCCUAAGCAUGCUUCAGGUGAAAAUCCUGUGGACUUUAACAUUACUUGUCUCCAAGUAAGCCUGUAUAGCAUCAUGGCCCACAAAGACCAGAGUGAUGCCAGGUGUUCAGUUUUGCUUAAAGAUUGGAGGGGAAGGGGGGGGGACUUAGUUUGGGAUGAGGAGAAUGUCCCUCAAGAUUAUAUAGAUUUUUUUUCCUCAGAGAGGAGGAAAUGAAUGUCUCCCUUCUAUUGUUUCAAACAUUCACACCAAUCGAACUAUGACCAAUGCUGGUCCAAAGGUGGUUUUUCCUUUUGUUGGGGGGGAAGAGUUAGAACACACUCUGUUUAAUGUGCGUACGUGUGUGUGAGAGAGAAAAGCACUUUGUGUUCUUACAUGUUGCUUUGAAUUCAAAGCUCUUCCAGCAGCCUGUCAGAGCCUGGUCUGUGUGCCAAUUGACCCCAAGCUGUAUGUUUUUGGGGAGGAGGGGUCGUUUUGCCUCUUGGGAAAGCAAAUGCAUGCUUGUGUGGGAGUUUGUAUGUGUACAGAAAAUAGACUGUGGUCUUCUUUGAUGUAUUGAGUGGGGGCGUGACUUCCUGGUGCUUUCAAACUGCGGAAGGGAUGUGGGGAGGGAGGAUCCUGUGUGCCAGUGCGUGUGUUUGUGUGUGUGUGGUCGCAGAAGCAGCCAAACCUUGUCUAAUUCUCCCAUCUGCACAAGCAGUGGGAACACCGUCUCAGACUUCUCCCAGCUUGGACUGGGUUUGAAUGCUGUUUGUUAGGGGAAAGGGGAUGCCUUCAGAUCCCAGACUGCCAGACCUCUGGAAUGCGCUCGUCCCACUGAAAGAGACCAGGCAGCACUUGCAAAAGGACGAGCGCCCGUGAGCCAUGUGCAAAGCCAGCAUUCUACUGAAACCGCCUCUCUCCCGUUGACACUCAAGAGACCUGGAAGGUGAAGAAUGCGUCUCUUGACAACUGUGUGUUCCUUCGGAAGGAAGCCGUUCGAGUGUCCCGUUGCUGCAGGCGGGGAUUUAAGGAACAAAAAGCUGCCUGUGGUGCUGUGUAUUUGUGUGUGUGAAAACUCUCCUGUGAGUAGCAGGAAAAAACUGAUAGCUGUGUUUUUUUUAAAAAAAAGUUUUGAGUGGGGGGGUUGGAGGGGGAGCAUUGUAAGCUUGCAGUCCAGUAUGUAUUUUCCUUUCUGGCGGGAGUUCAGUCAGCAGGGGGGAUUCUGAUGGCAUUCUUCCCGCCCUUUGGUGUUGUUAUAUAUAUACCAUCUGUUGAAAAGAAACACGGAAAUCCCUUGUCACUCAAAAUACUGUAAAAUUUAAUGUACAUGGCA
Molecule: messenger RNA, 3682 nt
Organism: Eublepharis macularius
Lineage: Eukaryota; Metazoa; Chordata; Lepidosauria; Squamata; Eublepharidae
Gene: FZR1
Product: fizzy and cell division cycle 20 related 1
Exons: 14
Coding region: 162-1643 (493 amino acids)
Biological process (GO): anaphase-promoting complex-dependent catabolic process; positive regulation of ubiquitin protein ligase activity; positive regulation of anaphase-promoting complex-dependent catabolic process
Cellular component (GO): anaphase-promoting complex
Molecular function (GO): ubiquitin ligase activator activity; protein binding; anaphase-promoting complex binding
Source: RefSeq, a predicted model, not a curated record